AUGGCUUCCGACCGUGUUCACCGGUCUCCUUUCAUGGAUUGGCCUAAUGAUGCAGGCUUCGAGGCCACUGCCGAGUGUCGCGAACCUGUUGAAUUACCAGUCACCGGUUCAAUCCCUUGGCAGGUCGCGGGAACACUCUACCGAUACCAGCUCAGUCAUUGGUUUGAUGGGUUCACUCAUCUUCAUCGCUUUCAGCUGGUGGAGCAGCCUACUGGUACCUGCAGGGUGUUGUAUAGCUCGCGACGGCAAGUUGAUAGACUGGUCGAAGAGGCACGCAAGUCAGGGACUCUCGAGGGUAUCACCUUUGGCCAGAAACGAGAUCCAUGUGCGAGCAUUUUCCAGAAGGUCAAAAGUUUCUUUCGUCCCUCGUUCAAUACCAAAGACCCGGGGCUUGUCAAUGCCGGGGUCACCGUCCAUGCAAAUAUCCCUGGCGUACCGCCUCAUCUUAAGAGCUCCGAUCCAUCGGCAGGGGUGCGGCAGUUCCACGGUCUGACCACCAUGACAGAUGCCAACAUACUCAAACAUGUCGACCCUGAGACCCUGGAGCCGAUAGGGGUCACUCGCCAGGACGCUCUGCACCCUGAGUUGCGAGGUCCCCUUUCGUGUGCUCAUGCCGCCCUCGACCCUACCACUGGGGAUUUGUUCAACUAUAACCUCGACCUGGGUAGGUACGCAACAUACAGAAUUUUCCGAACUUCGGCUGCCACCGGCCAGACGGAUAUCCUUGCAACUAUUUCGGGCCAACCCCCCGACUAUGUGAUUCUGUGCAUCUGGCCCUGUAUCUUUGCGGCAGCUGGCGUCAAGAUCCUGUGGGAGAGAAACAUGGUGGAUGCUAUGCGAUUCGACUCCAACAUUCAGACGCGCUGGUGUGUCGUGGACCGAAAACGAAACAAAGGGGUGGUGGCCACGUUUUUGAGCCCAGCCUUUUUCAGCUUCCAUACCAUCAAUGCAUGGCAGACCGACAACGGCGACGGAACGGUGGAUAUCAUGUGUGAUAUCAUUCAAUAUCCGACCGAUGAAAUGAUACGGCGAGGAUACUAUGAAUCGAUGGUCUCCACCGGUAGUGACGUUGAGAAAUACUUUGGUAGUGAAGCAUCACGUCCCAGUUUGGUCCGCUAUCGCCUGCCCAGCGUGCCCAGGGACUCCCGGGUCGAGUUGCCUACCAACGAUGCAAAUAUACCACGAGCAGACAUACUGCUGAAAAUUGAAGGCGAAGGCGUUGGAGACCUGCCCACCAUCAACCAUUGUUUUGCCAGCAAGAAGACGCGAUAUGUGUACAACGUCGUCAACCAGGGAAAGGUAAGCUACUCCAUUCCUUGA
This is a messenger RNA of Aspergillus novofumigatus IBT 16806, 1320 nucleotides long. RefSeq lists its product as uncharacterized. The transcript has 6 exons. Gene Ontology annotation, biological process: carotene catabolic process. Gene Ontology annotation, molecular function: carotenoid dioxygenase activity. The coding region runs from base 1 to 1320 and encodes 439 amino acids. NCBI's taxonomy places the organism in Eukaryota, Fungi, Ascomycota, Eurotiomycetes, Eurotiales, Aspergillaceae. The record is from RefSeq and is a predicted model, not a curated record.